Messenger RNA from Portunus trituberculatus (swimming crab), 2254 nucleotides. Its product is annotated as gamma-glutamyl hydrolase-like. NCBI's taxonomy places the organism in Eukaryota, Metazoa, Arthropoda, Malacostraca, Decapoda, Portunidae. Gene Ontology annotation, cellular component: vacuole. The record is from RefSeq and is a predicted model, not a curated record. Gene Ontology annotation, molecular function: gamma-glutamyl-peptidase activity. Gene Ontology annotation, biological process: tetrahydrofolylpolyglutamate metabolic process. The coding region runs from base 260 to 1531 and encodes 423 amino acids. The transcript is spliced from 9 exons.
GCGCGAGGCACGGGAGCAGCGGGGCGACAAAGCCUGGAGACGCCGUCCUCUGAUUGGCAAUGAACGCGACGUGAGGAGGCGUGUGGAGGAGCAAUGGAGUGGCGGCGUGGCUUUGUUUACCCAACCAUCAGCCGCUGCACGAAAACCACACAAUUAUAUAAACGCCGCUAUCCUCCCCUCCUCUGUCUCCAACUCACCAGAUCAUCACCUACUCGUAUGUGCAUCCCAAUUUCUUCAUCUCGCUGCGUCAACACCUCAGAUGGACCGGACCGCCAGACCCGCCGCUGUGACGUCACCAGGCUUCAUGGAGCGUGACAUUCUAAACGAGGACGUGGAGAAAGGGAAGAGUGAGAGAGUCCUGACUGUGGGGACGCUGGAAGACGAUACAGCGCCCCUAGUGACCGCCUCCCCCUGUGAUGAGCGACCCCGAGAUGCUGGUGGUGCUGGUGGUGGGGAUGGAGGCGUUCACGUCCACUCAAGCAUGGCGACCCGAGUGCUUCCAAGACUGCUGGUGAUAUGUCUGCUGGCUGUGCUUCUCCUCGGCUCCGUGCUGGGGAACAUGAGACACGGUAGACCAACAGCUGAAGGGAAGAAUCAGAAGCCGGUGGUAGCCCUGAGUCAAGAUCCCAUUACUGAAGAGGAGGGCUUGAAUCUCCGUCCCAUUAUUGGAAUACUGUCGCAGGAGCUGAGCAGGAGCAUGGACAACGCCCUGCAGCCCCACAACUACAGCUCCUACAUCGCUGCCUCCUACGUCAAGUUCUACGAGAGUGCUGGAGCUAGAGUGGUGCCAGUGCUGAUCAAUCAAGAAGAUGAAUACUACCACAACAUCGCCUCCUCUGUCAAUGGCGUGGUAUUCCCUGGAGGGUCAGCGUCUAUCACUAACUCCAGUGGGUACGGGCGGGCAGGGGACUUGCUGUAUCAACUUCUGCAGAAACGAGACCCGCCAGUACCGCUGCUCACCACUUGUCUGGGCUUUGAGAUGAUGAUGUACCUGGGCGCCAACAACACCUACCCCCUGACGCGCUGCAAGGCCUCCAGCAGGGCCGACCCGCUCUACCUCCUGCCUGACUGGGAAUCGUCCAGACUGCUGGGGAGUGCUCCAUCUGAUGUUCUGGAGACUUUCAUCAUGACAAACUCCACCAGCAACUUCCACAAGUACUGCGUCCUGCCAGAGACCUUUGAGGAGCUGGGCCUAGACCAGGAGUACUUUGUACUGUCGACGUCCAUAGAUGACGAAGGGGUGGAGUACAUCUCCACAGUGGAGCACAAGACUUUGCCGUACUAUGGCGUUCAGUGGCACCCUGAGAAGAACCCCUUCGAGUGGAAAUUCUCCUCCAUCCCUCACUCCCGCCGCGCCAUCAGAGCCGCGCAGUACAUUGCCAACUUCUUUGUUGAGGAAGCUCGCCAUAACAACCAGACCUUCGCCACGGAAGAGGAGGAGAAAGAAGCUCUCAUCUACAACUACUGCCCCAUGUACACUGCCGAUCUCUACUCCUCCUCCUCCUUCCAGCAGUGCUACUUCUUCCCCUGACCUGCUCGCCCUGGACCACUGCACCACUCUCUUCUUUAGGCUCGUAUUCUCAAACACUCCUGUGCUUCACCUCCACUAUUUCAAAAGGCUAUAUUUUAAUUUACACGAGUUUUUAAGGUUUUUACGGUUCUAGAGGCAGAAUGACAAAUUUUUUGCAUUAUUGACUGGAGAAACACCACUCUUGAAAACCCGGCUAGGCAUCUCUGUGCCCUUGGAAAACAUUCGUGGUGAGAGAGCAAAGCGUUUUUUAAUACGGAUCUUAGACUCACAUGUAAUCAUUCUGCUUCUGUGGCUGAGUCAAGGGAGAGUGUUUGGUAAGUGGCUUGCAGUUUGUCCUCUCAUUCUGUUGUUCAUCCAUCAAACUAAGAGAAAUUUUAUGUAUAUUUGACUUGCCCGUGUCUUGAGUGGAAUUACAAAAUGUGUUUCUUUUAGUCUUUUUUUUCAGGAUUCAUAAGGGUGGAUUAUUUUGCAAGGCCAGUUAAUUCUUUCUUUCUUCAUGUUUAAUUUGUAUUAUUUUUCAUAAACUAAAGUCUGCAUUUAUUAAAGUCCUGUAUGGUGAGGAGAUGGUACUCUAAUAUUUUCACCAUGAUAGACUUCUUACCAUACAAGUACAGUAGUUCUAGUGGUUAAAUAUUAUGAUACUGUGUGCAAAUGCUUUUACAUAUACAGUAUUUGAAAAGGUUGUGGUGUUUUAAACAAUAAAUAUUGAAGAAAAAAAAAUUA